Messenger RNA from Sciurus carolinensis (gray squirrel), 2031 nucleotides. RefSeq names its product squalene epoxidase (gene Sqle). Gene Ontology annotation, cellular component: endoplasmic reticulum; membrane. The transcript is spliced from 11 exons. Gene Ontology annotation, biological process: cholesterol metabolic process; sterol biosynthetic process. Gene Ontology annotation, molecular function: flavin adenine dinucleotide binding; squalene monooxygenase activity. The record is from RefSeq and is a predicted model, not a curated record. The coding region runs from base 14 to 1738 and encodes 574 amino acids. NCBI's taxonomy places the organism in Eukaryota, Metazoa, Chordata, Mammalia, Rodentia, Sciuridae.
AGCUUUUGGAAUCAUGUGGACUUUUCUCGGCAUUGCCACUUUCACCUAUUUUUAUAAGAAAUGUGGGGACUUCAUCACUUUGGCCAACAAGGAGCUCCUCUUGUGCGUGCUGGUGUUCCUGUCGCUGGGCCUGGUGCUCUCGUACCGCUUUCGCCACCGAAAUGGGGGCGUCCUGGGGCGCCAGCAGAGCGGCUCUCACUUCGCCCUCUUCUCGGAUAUUCUCUCAGCUUUGCCACUUAUUGGCUUCUUCUGGGCCAAGCCACCCGCUGGAUCAGAAAAGAAGGAGCAGUUAGAGUCCAGGAGGCACAGAAAAGGAAACAAUAUUUCAGAAACAACCUCAGUAGGAGCAGCUACCUCUGUAUCAACAUCUUCUCUAAAUGAUCCAGAAGUUAUCAUCGUGGGAUCUGGUGUACUUGGCUCUGCUCUGGCAGCAGUGCUUUCCAGAGAUGGAAGAAAGGUGACUGUAAUUGAGAGAGAUUUAAAAGAACCUGACAGAAUAGUUGGAGAGUUCCUGCAGCCAGGUGGUUGUCAUGUUCUGAAAGACCUCGGUCUCGGAGAUACAGUAGAAGGUCUUGAUGCCCAACUUGUAAAUGGCUAUAUAAUUCAUGAUCGGGAAAGCAAAUCAGAGGUUCAAAUUCCUUAUCCUCUGUCAGAAAACAAUCAAGUGCAGAGUGGAAGAGCUUUCCAUCAUGGAAGAUUCAUCAUGGGUCUCCGGAAAGCAGCCAUGGCAGAGCCCAAUGCCAAGUUUAUUGAAGGCACUGUGCUGCAGUUGUUAGAGGAAGAUGAUGCUGUGCUGGGAGUUCAGUACAAGGACAAAGAGACUGGAGAUGUCAAGGAACUCCAUGCUCCACUGACUGUCGUUGCAGAUGGGCUUUUCUCCAAAUUCAGAAAAAAUCUGGUCUCCACUAAAGUUUCUGUUUCAUCUCAUUUUGUUGGCUUCCUUAUGAAGAAUGCACCACAGUUUAAAGCCAAUCAUGCUGAACUUCUUUUAGUUAACCCGAGUCCAGUUCUCAUCUACCAGAUUUCAUCCAGUGAAACUAGAGUACUUGUUGAUAUUCGUGGAGAAAUGCCAAGGAAUUUGAGAGAAUACCUGUUUGAACAAAUUUAUCCACAAGUACCUGAUCACCUGAAAGAACCAUUCCUUGAAGCCAUUCAGAAUUCUCGUUUGAGAGCUAUGCCAGCAAGCUUCCUUCCUCCUUCACCAGUAAACAAACGAGGUGUGCUUCUUUUGGGAGAUGCGUACAAUUUGAGGCAUCCUCUUACUGGCGGAGGCAUGACUGUUGCUCUUAAAGAUAUAAAACUGUGGAGAAAACUGCUCAAGGGCAUUCCUGACCUUUACGAUGAUGUGGCUAUUUUCCAGGCCAAAAAAUCAUUCUAUUGGUCAAGAAGAAAGUCUCAUUCCUUCGUUGUGAAUGUCCUUGCUCAGGCUCUUUAUGAAUUAUUUUCUUCUACAGAUGACUACCUGCAUCAAUUAAGAAAAGCCUGUUUUCUUUAUUUCAAACUUGGUGGAGAAUGUGUUGCUGGUCCUGUUGGGCUGCUUUCAAUAUUGUCACCUAACCCUCUGGUUUUAAUUGGACACUUCUUUGCUGUUGCAGUCUAUGCUGCAUAUUUUUGCUUUAAAUCGGAACCUUGGAUCACAAAACCCCGAGCCCUUUUCAGUAUUGGUGCUGUCUUGUACAAGGCGUGCUAUGUGAUAUUUCCUCUAAUUUACUCAGAAAUGAAGUAUGUGGUUCAUUAAGCUCAGAGAGGACCACUUGGGACUCAAGCCUUGUGAGAGAUUCUGGAAGAGGAUGUGGCCACUCUUGGACCAAGACUGGGAUUACUUUCUUUGUGACUUUUUUUGUAUAUAAGCAUGUAAAUAUAUGCCUUAAUUUUCAAUUCCAAAUGAAGGGUAAAAUAAGUUAGAUAUUUAAAAGAUAUGAUUGUUACCAUAAAUUAGCACUAACAGGGAAGAACUUCAGUUUUUCUUUUGAUUUCAGUAUUGGGGAUGAGUCAUUGGGACAUGCAAAUAAAAUGGAGAGUGAACUGUGA